CUUUUCCUCUGCUCCCCGAGAUCACCUGCCGCAGACGGUGUGCUACCUCCGCCACCCCGCCCGUAGCGAAGGGUUCCUAGUGCUGUGCCGACGUCACUGACAGCGGCUCUGUGUCUUUACUUAGUCCUUCCACGGGGUUGACAGCCAAGUCACGUGACAGUGGCUUUCGGCACAAAACGAAACGCAAGACAGCAGAGAAGUGUCCGCGAAGGGCACGUCAAGAUAAAUACAUCGCCCGCUCUGCAAAUCUGGAUCGGAUACUUGGCUACACAGUGGGCAUCAAACCUCGGCAUAGCCAGUUUUCUUACUCGAUAACAGAAACUAUGGACGAUGGCUACCAUUACACUCGCAGUCCAGUUUGGGAAGAGCUGGAGUCGGAGAAGGGAGCGGCGUCCGUGGCGGGGAUGCUGGUCGGCGGGAUGCAGCCCCAUCCGGGGGGAGGCGCAGGACUACCAGGAGCUGGUGACGAGUCCUCGGAUAGCGAAGGGGAGCACGAAGGGCCCCAGAAACUCAUCCGGAAAGUGUCCACCUCCGGCCAGAUCAGAAGCAAGACCAGCAUCAAGGAGGGAAUACUACUGAAACAGACAAGUUCCUUCCAGAGAUGGAAGAAAAGAUAUUUCAAGUUGAGAGGAAGAACUUUAUACUAUGCUAAGGAUGCAAAGUCUCUGAUUUUUGAUGAAGUCGACCUAUCAGAUGCCAGUGUCGCUGAGUCAAGUACAAAAAAUGUCAACAACAGUUUCACGAUAAUUACUCCAUUCAGAAGGCUGAUUCUUUGUGCUGAAAACAGAAAGGAAAUGGAGGAUUGGAUCAGCUCAUUAAAAUCUGUACAAUCCAGAGAGCACUAUGAAACGGCACAAUUUAAUGUGGAACAUUUCUCAGGGAUGCACAACUGGUAUGCCUGCUCUCACGCUCGUCCUACCUUCUGCAAUGUCUGUCGGGACAGUCUUUCUGGGGUGACCUCCCACGGCCUGUCUUGUGAAGUCUGCAAGUUUAAAGCACAUAAAAGAUGUGCUGUUAGAGCAACCAACAAUUGCAAAUGGACCACAUUGGCCUCUAUUGGAAAAGACAUCAUUGAGGAUGAAGAUGGGAUUGCAAUGCCUCAUCAGUGGCUGGAAGGAAAUCUCCCAGUUAGUGCCAAGUGUUCAGUGUGUGACAAAACAUGUGGCAGUGUACUCCGUCUACAGGAUUGGCGCUGUUUGUGGUGCAAGGCAAUGGUGCACACUGCUUGCCGGGAACUUUAUCCCAGAAAGUGUCCUCUUGGUCAGUGUAAAGUAUCAAUCAUUCCACCCACUGCACUGAACAGCAUAGAUUCUGAUGGAUUCUGGAAAGCUACUUGUCCUCCAUCUUGUGCCAGUCCCCUACUAGUCUUUGUGAAUUCCAAAAGUGGCGACAACCAAGGUGUUAAAUUCCUUCGCAGAUUUAAACAAUUACUCAACCCAGCUCAGGUUUUUGAUUUAGUCAACGGGGGACCUCAUUUAGGUUUACGCUUAUUCCAUAAGUUCGAUAAUUUUCGCAUCCUUGUAUGUGGUGGAGAUGGCAGUGUUGGAUGGGUUUUGUCUGAAAUUGACAAGUUAAAUCUUCACAAACAGUGUCAACUUGGUGUGCUUCCUCUGGGUACUGGAAAUGAUCUUGCUCGUGUUCUUGGUUGGGGAGCAUCAUGUGAUGAUGACACACAACUUCCACAAAUUCUGGAAAAGUUGGAGCGAGCCAGUACAAAAAUGCUGGAUAGAUGGAGUAUAAUGACAUAUGAAAUAAAAAUACCACCAAAGCAAAGUUUUAAUGUAACUCCUGAAGGGGAAUCUGAAGAAGAAUGCCAAUUCCAAAUCUCUGCUUAUGAAGAUUCUGUAGCUGCUCACUUGACAAAAAUCCUUAACUCUGACCAGCACUCUGUUGUCAUAUCAUCUGCAAAAGUUUUGUGUGAAACAGUUAAAGAUUUUGUUGCUAAAGUUGGAAAAUCAUACGAGAAAACAGCAGACAACACAGAAGAAGCAGAAGCCAUGUCUAUAAAGUGCACUGUGCUUAAUGAGAAGCUAGAUUCCUUACUUCAGGCCCUAAAUACAGAAGCCCAGUCCUCAACCUGCCCUCCACAUAGCACCCCACCAAUUGUGGAAGAGGAAGGAGAGGAGGAGGAAGAACUAGAUGAGGAGGCUGAGCUUGACGAUGAAGGAGAACUCAGUGAAGAAUCACUUACUGAACUGAAGGAAAAGAUGGAGGAAAACCUCACAGAAAAGGCAUCCCCACAUAAAUUCUUUAAACCAAGAGAGCAGCUUAUGCUUAGAGCUAACAGCUUAAAAAAGGCUGUAAGGCAGAUCAUAGAGCAGGCUGAAAAAGUUGUUGAUGAGCAAAAUGCACACACGCAGGAACAAGGAAUCCAGUCUCCAACUGAGUUAAAAAAGGAAAAUGAAGAUGACAACAAUGAUGAUGAAAAGGAUUUGGAUACUAAGGAAACAGAAGCACAAAUGAUAACUAAAGUGGCUCCCAGGUCUCCUCCAGAAAGGAGAGUGAGUCGAAGCACCCAGUCUUACACAGGUUCUUUCUCUAUACCUCCAUUUACCACUAGUAAAGAAAACCUGCCUGUACUGAACACCAGAAUCAUCUGCCCUGGUUUACGAGCUGGUCUAGCUGCCUCCAUUGCAGGAAGUUCUAUAAUUAGUAAAAUGUUACUUGCCAAUAUUGACCCUUUUGGAGCAACACCAUUUAUUGACCCUGAUCCAGAUUCACUUGAUGGCUACCUAGAGAAGUGUGUCAUGAAUAACUACUUUGGAAUUGGAUUGGAUGCAAAGAUUUCACUGGAAUUUAACAACAAACGAGAAGAACAUCCUGAAAAAUGCAGGAGCCGCACAAAGAACAUGAUGUGGUAUGGUGUGCUUGGCACUAAAGAGCUGCUACAGCGGACUUACAAAAAUCUGGAGCAAAAAGUUCAGCUUGAAUGUGAUGGGCAGUAUAUUCCCCUUCCAAGUCUUCAGGGAAUUGCAGUGUUGAACAUUCCCAGUUAUGCUGGUGGGACAAAUUUCUGGGGUGGAACCAAAGAAGAUGAUAUAUUUUGUGCUCCAUCUUUUGAUGAUAAGAUCCUAGAGGUUGUUGCUGUAUUUGGAAGCAUGCAGAUGGCUGUUUCAAGAGUCAUUAAACUGCAGCAUCAUCGAAUAGCACAGUGCCGUUCAGUAAAAAUUACUGUACUCGGAGAUGAAGGUGUUCCAAUUCAGGUGGAUGGAGAGGCCUGGAUUCAGCCUCCUGGGGUUAUCAAAAUUAUUCACAAAAACCGAGCACAAAUGUUAACUAGGGAUAGGGCUUUUGAACAUACUCUGAAGUCAUGGGAGGACAAGCUUAAAUAUGAUAAGCCGCCACCACCUCUUCGUCCUCAUCUAUACUCACAGCAGUCUGUGGAUUUAGCAACAGAAGAAGAGGUCACUCAGAUCCAGAUGUGCUCAUGUGCUGCUGAGGAUCUCAUUACAAGGAUUUGUGAAGCAGCAAAAUCCCACAGCCUGCUGGAGCAAGAAUUGGCACAUGCUGUGAAUGCAUGUUCACAUGCACUGAACAAAACUCAUCCUAAAUUUCCCGAAAGCCUGACCCGGAACACUGCAAUUGAAAUUGCUAGUAAUGUUAAAGCUUUGCACAAUGAAACAGAAUUAUUGCUAGUUGGAAGAGUUCCUUUGCAAUUGGACUCCCCUCAUGAGGAGCUACUCUCUAAUGCAUUACAAAAUGUGGAAAUUGAGCUGAGAAAACUUGCAGAAGUUCCUUGGCUUUAUCACAUUCUUCAGCCUGAUGAUGAAGAGGAUCCUGCAUUGGAGUAUGGCAAAAGAAACAGCAGAAGUACCAUGUUUCGAAUAGUGCCAAAGUUUAAGAAAGAAAAGUACCAAAGACACAAGGCUAGCCCACAGUCAGUUCAAAGGUGGGGCACAGACGAAGUGGCUGCUUGGCUCGAUCUGCUCAGCUUGGGAGAGUACAAAGAAAUCUUCAUCCGUCACGACAUCCGAGGCUCUGAACUGUUGCACCUGGAAAGGCGCGACCUAAAGGACUUGGGGAUUUCGAAGGUGGGACACAUGAAGCGAAUUCUGCAGGGAACUAAGGAACUGGCCAAGAAUACUUUGUCCGAGCUGUAGCCCUUUUCUGUGGUCAGUCUGAAGCAGGAAGGAACCUGUCCUGAAGUGCUUCAACUGGAAGCCAUUUGUGCAACUCCCUGCAUGUUAGGAACCAGGGAGAAGCAACUGGUACAGAGACUGUUGACUAUGCUGGGGUGAGGGGGGGCGGGUGUGGUUAGGGUUUUUUGUCCCUUCGUGUUCAUAAUUACAGAGUUGCUUAUUAAUGGGUUUUUUAGGGCUUGUGCCAUACAACUGUAGAGUAAGGAAAAAAGGAUGUAUAAAAUUUUUAAAAAGCCAUUUUAUUUUUGUGCACACAGGGUGCAGCCAGAUAUGCAUCUGUCAGGAGGAGAAAAAAGAGUUUACUAGAAACUGCACUAAAAAAGACACAAACAGAAGUAGCAAAAUACAGAACUUCCAAAAUGAUGCACCAUCAUUUUAAAUGUAGCUUCAUGUUAACAGUAGAUCACAUUAUGAAUGAUAGUUGAUAAGACUCAGUAACAGGAUGCAACAUGAAACUAUUAAGAAAGCUGUAGAACAGAAAAGUGAGAUCUGCCAGAAGAGCUUUGCCUUUUUUAGGCCUUCAGGUAGAUCCUUCCAGACAUAUCAGUCAGUGACCAAGAAUUAGAGUGCUUUAAACUUUGUUGUGAUUUGGUUAAUUUUUUAUUGCAUGGUGUGGCUGCCUGGUGUGGAUUUUCUUCUUCUGCAUGAUAUUUGUCUAUAACAUGCUGUUUAUAUCAAUGGGGUGGAAAAGAAACACUUGAAGAAAUUUUAAACCUGUUUUAAUAUCAUGAAAUUCGUUACUACUGAGAUAUUUCUCUUAACUUAUGUAGCUUUUUUCUAUCCUUUGCAUGAACCUAUUCUUAAGUAGGAACAUAAGUGUGGAAUGUAGCAUCUGUGCCAUAUAGAGAUACAAAUAAGACAAAUAAGUCUAUGCUUCUCAUAACUCAAGGGUAUUUAUUAUUAGAUUACAAUUUCUGUGCUGGAUUAGCAUGGACUUAGACCUUUGCAAUAUUGACGGUUGUUUUUUGUCUUUUUUGCAAAGAUUUACACCAAUGUUAGCAUAUUUUUAAAGGAGAUAAAUGUGCAGUUUUAUUUAGAUAGUAUUGUAUUUUUACUGUAGGCUACAAGUAUGCUGUACAUAACUUUUUUUUUCUUUUUACUUGUCUACAGUACCCUACAGCCUUGUUAACAUUUCAUUGUGGAGCCAGUGUCAAAAAGCAUUUUACCACCUCAAAUGUUAAUUCUUCACUCAGAAACGCAGGUUCUCCCUGUUUUGAUUUUUCUGAUUUUUAAAAAUGUACUAUUUUUGUUGUUUUCAGUCUUGUACUGAAUCUCCACAUAUUCCCUAAAUGAGCCAAAAGUAAUGUUUUUAAAUACCUUUUUAUUUCUUGGUUGCAGCUUGUUUUAUACUAUCGCAACAGUCCAGUAUAAAAAGCUGUUAAGUAUUGGCAGACACUUCCAUUUGUUUUCCAUUUUCACAUUCAGGAUCUGACUACUGAAGGUUAUGAGAAUAAUCUUUUUAGCAGAAAUAAUAAGGAAUGGAUUGCCAAUUGUUUUAAGUGUUUCUGAAUAUGUGCUGUGUUCAUAAGUGAAUUUGGAUAUUUUUUGUUACAUUUGUGUUUUGAACUCACUUAACCUAACUACUCUUUGUCUCAUUUUUGCCAUGCACUUCUUCCCUGUAUUUAUUAAAUAUCGUUAAACAGCUAUAGGUUAUAAUAUUAGGAAAAAUGUAGUUGCAGCACAAUGAACGGAGUUCAUCCAAGAAUUUCAAGCACUAGCCUCGACUCUUAACACAGAAAAUGGCAGAGACUGGCCAUCUGCUCUUUAAAUGUUGAACAAGAGGGGCAUGUCUGUGAGCUAUGAUGUUUAUUGACUUGAACACUGCAUUUUAGGAAUUACAAACCACAUAUUAGACAUUGUUUUCUUGCUUAUUGAUAUGCUAUAGACCAGUUAUGUUUAAGGCAUUUAUCUUGUUCAGUUUUAAAAUAUUUUCAUUAGCUACCCUUUUGCUUUCCCUGCUCCGACAGUAAAACACUAACCGAAAUACAAAUUUUUCUGAUAAUGUAGUUUUCACUAAAAGGCUGCUACAUACUGACCCGUGUUUGCCUUUAUUCCACACCAUGUCUGUGAGAUUCUCAGCAUAUAUAAGCCCGUAUUUGUACUACUGUGCUGCAUCUUUUGUAGUUUGCACUCCUACUUAAAGGUUAUAGGGAAAGAAUUAUGCAAAUACCCUUUAAACAAUUUUGUGUUUUCUCUUUUAGUGCGUCUUGAUUAUGAUUGCAAGCAGCUUACAUAUUCUUCCAAAAUGAAGAUUUGUUCAGCGAUUUCAUAUAUUUUAAGAAUUUUGUAACAAACUUGACUGUUGACUGCACUACAAGCAUUUAAUUUCUACUUAUUCCAUUUUUAACUUUGUUUUCCAAUAUGUUGUUUUGCAAAGCAAGCGCCUAUCAACAGUACCUCACAUUUUGUAAAUACAGAUACUGAUAAACUGCGAGCAUUAUAUAGCGAGCAAAGUAUUAUAUGAAACCAGUCAAAAGCAACAGUUCUGUUAGUAAUGUAAACAUAUACAGUACAGUGUGCUAACAUUAUAUAAAAGUCUGAGAUACUAAAUUAAAAAUGCCUAAUACAGUGGAACCUCUAGAUACGAGUUUAAUUCGUUCCAGCACUGAGCUUGUAUAGCGAAUUUCUCGUAUCUAGAACAAACUUCCCCAUUGAAAAUAAUGGAAAUCCAGUUAAUCCGUUCUGCACCCCAAAUAUAUUAACAUAAAAAUCAAUUUUACUAACAAAUAACACUGAUAAAUUAUAUAUACUGUAGUCUGCCUUUAAUAAAUAACACUGGUAAAAAAUAUAACUGAUUAUUAAAAGAAUCAAAACAGGUGUCCAAAGUGCAGUAGAGCAUUCAAUAAAUCUUUAAAUAAAUAAUUCUUAAAACAGUUGUGAAGUGGACGUUUAAAAUACACAAGAAUAACAAUCCUUUAACCCGAGGUUAAAACGUCAAAAGGAUGCAGUCUUUAAAAAACAGACGACAAUCCCCGGUGCUUCUUCUCUGUUAGCGUCUCACCUGCGGGGCUCUGCAACAGGCGAGACACUCUUAAUGCAGCUGACCUUCUCUACACCGUCCUGCUUCAGCUGUUUGGCUCGCCUGUUCAGCUCACUGUUCAGCUACACGCGAGCCUGCACUCACUCACUCACUCGCCCGCCCGCGCUCUCGCUCUCUCUCUCUUUUCUUUUACUUUUUCUCCCCCUUAACCGGCUCGCGCUUCUCUAUAUAUGCGGGGAGGACAUGGCAGCUGCAGCCCAUCAGCCACAGGAACAAUCAUGGAUGUGGGCAGUUUCCCACCUGUGCACUUAAGUGAGAAACACAGACACCGCAGAUCGCGGCUCGCAACUGCUACCACGCCCCCUUGCUAAGCCGCGAGCUAUACCCACAGCCUGGCUCGUGGCUCGUUACGCGAGCCAAUGCUCGUAUUUAGAUCUGAAUUUUUCGCUCAUACUUUCCUCGUAUUUUGAAUUUCUCGUAUACAGAGGUGAUCGUAUCUCGAGGUUCCACUGUAUAUAAAUUAAUUUUCUUGCCUUGAGGAUUGACAUGAAUGUCCUAUCAACUUUUAGAUGAGGAUUUUUCUGUAUGUCCCAUCCAGUGCUACAUUUCAAAGUUCUGUCAGAUCCCUGAAUAAGUUCCUGUCUUAUAUUUCCAAACCUCCAAUUUAUCCAGCUUGCAAUAAGUCAACUUGCAUUUUUACUCCUCCUCACCUUUGCUGUACACAAUGAACUGAGUCAGUCUACAUGUUGUUAUAAAGCCUUAGAAAAAAAUAUGCAAACAUCCAACAUUGAGCAAAGUAUAAGUUUUGUUUUGCGUUAACAGUGAGGUGGCUUGGUGGUGCUUGUUAUCCGUACUCCUUGCUUCAUAAUUGCCCAUGUCUUAUUACUCUUAUUAAGUACAAUAGUAUUUGCAACAGAGGCAUACAAACAUUUUGAAUACGGACAUUUCUUCUCCACACAUUGCUCUUCACAUUAAUAGUGCCACUUCUAGCUUAUGAGAGUCUUUCUAAUUGGGAAUCCUAAUGUCAUUGCAGCACAGCUCCAUGCUGGCAGAAGUUAUCCUUUCUAGUGGUCCAAAGUGCAGUCUGAUUUCUACUGUUUACUUGUGCCAUAGUUCACCAGUUACAAUGAAUAGUUCCAUUAUUGUUGUUUCUAUGUCUAAUCCUGCGGUUAUCAAGCAGCUGAGGACAUUCUGCAUGGUGACCAUCAACAUACUGAAGGGUCAUCUUCAGUAAGCCAUACUGUAUCUUCAGAGUCUAAAGAAAUCUAUCUUAGGGUGCUUCUCUUUGUAUCAGUAAAAUGGUGGAAUUUUAUUUUUUUUAUUCAAAUACAAAAUUUUUCUACAAUAGAUAACAGUCAGGCAUGCAGACCUACCCUGUGUGUGUAAGCUGCCAGUCAUGACUGUAAUUUUAAAAAAAGAGCCUCUCCUUAGUUGAUGUGCUUAGAUGAUUCUGAAUUCAGUGCACUCGGCUCAUGUGUUGUCCACUUCCAAAGUACUGGUGUUGUGUUAAAUCACAAACCCUGUCACUCCUCUCCAAAAAAAAAAUCCACUGUACAUUUUUAUAUAAACGAUUACUUUUGAUAUCAUUUUGCAACUCACUCAUAAUUCUACUUGUUGUCAAUAUCUCUUCAUGAACAGUUCCCAAAUUUUGAGGUAAAUUUUACUUGUAUUAAGGUAUUCUGAAUUACUCUGAUUGCUGAAUUCCAGCAGAGGUCACUCAUGUCUUGAAUAAUUUAAUUACAGAAGGUUAUUCCCUUUUGUAUUGUGCUACUUGUGAAGGACUUGAACUAAUAUGGGGUGUCAGCCACUAUUACUUUAUAAACAACAUUACACAUAAAGAAAACCACAAAAAGCUAAUUGUCCAACCGUAACUGCCAUAUUAAUGCACUUACCAUGUAAUCCUCAAGUACAGAAAGGAUUUAUACCUGAUGUGCCAAAACCGAUUUAAUAAGCUACUCAACUGCUGGUUAAUCACAUGGACUUUUUUGUGUAUGCUUGUUUAUAUUGAAACUUUUUUCUGUUAAAGGCAAAUAAUGCAACAACAACUAUCCAUAUACUGUAUUUUGGAACACUGGCCAAGUGAAAAUGGUCUGUUGUUAGGUGUUAAUCUUUUUUUUUUUACUGUUAAACAUUGGUGGUGUGGCCCUUUAUUUGUCCCUCCAUGCUCAGCAUUACGUAGUCCUAUUUAUAUGCAGUAUAUGAGUGUUAACUACACUGAGCUCACCAUUACUACAUGACUGAUACACUGUUAGAGGCUUGCAACCAUUUCCUGAAAAUAAACACAAGUGUAGGACCAAUCCGUUAACCACGUACAGGAGCACACUCACCGACACACCAAGGCACUUCGUCAUCUUCCAUUUGGCUUUUGAUGCUUUGACAUUUUCAGUUUAUAUUAUAGUAAAUUAAUGAAAAUGUAAAUAAAAAACACAUCAUGUCUAUAGGAAUAAAGAUGAGAGAUGUUGGAGAAUGACAAAAGCAGUCAUUAUUUUAAACAUAUUACAGUUUGAAGUAAGUAUGUUCUUAAUAUUUUCAUUCAGGUUUUCAGUAUUAAUUUUAUUUUUGCAUAAGGAAGUCUUCUUUGUUUAAUACAAAAUAUAUGCAGAGCUUUGCAGUGCUAAUUACAGUUUCUGUUGCCAUCAAGUAUAAGCGUCAUCUUUUAAGACAAGUUACAAGCAAGUUUUGAUUAUUGUUAAUUUAAUAGUACAGGUAUGGUAUUGUAUCAAAGCAGCAAAAAAUGUAUACAUAAUGCAACAGAUGAGACUGCCAUCCUGUGCACUUCAGAAGCUUGUUACCAAGGCUGUUUAUUUCCCAGAGAGACACUAUAUUUUUGAGUAACAGUUUGCUGUUAGUAUUUAACAAAAGUUUACUUUUAAAUCUGCUGAAAAAGAAAUGUUUGAAUUGAAAAUGAAUAAUCUGAUUUUACUCAAACAUACAAUCCAUCCAUUCAUCCAUUUAAUGAACUCGCAUAUUGUGCUCUUGCAAUAUUUGGCAUAAGGUGACAGCCAAUCUUGGAUGAUCCAUCAAAGGGCACUCUUGCACCAGGUCAGUUUGCAGCUGUGAUUUAGCCUAAAUUAUAUCUUUUGGGAUGUGAAAGGAAAACCAGAGGAUGCAGAGAAACUCCAGUGAGGAGAGUAGGCGAAUGAGCAGACACUACAAAACACCUGAGAUAUGAAGAAAUUGUCCAGGUGCUGUGAGGCAGCAACACUAACUCUUAUGCUACUAAUGAAACAAAUCACCAAUGGGGACGUGGCACAUCUGUACAUCUUUAUGCAGAUAUCACACACAUGAUUCAGCUCUCUUCUGUGUGUGUGAAUAGCUUAGGUAUUAUUGCAGUCAAGUGAGAAUUAAAGUGAGCAAACCAUUGUACAGGCAGAGUGGGCGUCAAACCGAUCACAUCAUACAAGGGUUGUCAGUUGUUGUCUUAGAUGCUAGACCUGUGCAGCAUGCCUCUCACUGGGCUGAUGUUUGUUAGACAUACGAGUGUGCAGCUUCACACGUUAUUGGGCACUUCUGCUGUAUCAGGUGUCUCAUGUUUGAAGUUUUGUAAUGCUUAUUUGUAUGUAGUAGGUAGUAGUGAACAUAUUUUCACCUUCUUGUACAAGCAGAACCCCAUUAUUUAUUUAUUUAUUUUAUUCUAUUCCAGUUUAAUUGUAUUGUUACUUUUUACUUGUCAGAGAUAUAAUACAACUCUAAUGUUUUUUUUCUGCUGCUGAAAAAUAUUAUUUUGUAAGCCCUCCUCCUUUUUAUUUUCGUCAAAAUUCUUUGUGGAUGAACUGCUUGGACCUCUUAGUCUCAAAAAUUGUCCUGCUUUAAUCCAGCUUUUUUCCAUCCACUGUGAAGGUAACAGCGAGACAGAACACAGCCUAAGAGUAAAGGGUGCAAGUCAGGAUGUAAUCAUGCAUUGGGUACCAGUCCAUUGCAGUGUACACUCGUACACACUGCUUGGGACUGGGCCAGUUUUUCAGUAUUACUUUCAGAUGAAGAAGAUAACUUGAGCAUCUUCCAAGAAACCAUACAGACAGACAUAGGGAAACAUAUACCAGCUCCACAAAGACCGUGACCACACCCAGCCCUCUAAAAGGUCAUGUUUGAAUUCUGUUGUUCGAAACUUUCUUACCUUUUAUAAAUCUCUGUAAAAUACUGAAUUUUAAGGCAGAGUAGUGUUAAAAACUUUUUGGCAUGGUGGCACUGUGUUUUUGGUUUGUUGAUGCAUUGUCAUUAGAUACAAAGGAUUGUGACUGCAUUACAUGGCACACAAAAACAUUACAAAGUUAGAGAAAUGUGUCCAUACUGGUGGUAUGCACCCUAGUUGAUUAUCAUCCUUUCUUGUAGUGCUAAGGAGCCAAAUGCCACCUUGUUGAGAUACCCCACCAGAGGGUGGUUUUAAAAGGCUAUUAGUCCCCCACCAUGCUGUCCAGGGCUAAGUUGGGGGGCUGGCUGAAGAGACUCCAAUUUUCUGAAGCUCAACACUCAUGUCAUCAGUAAGGCAACUGGUUUGGUGUUCAUUUUUCAGGAUCAGAAAAGCCUCUGUGGCUGGACUUUGCGUCUUUUCCAUGAAUGAUGUUUUGCACAUCCAUCGCCAUCAGUAAGCAGUUGAGCAGGAUUGUGGAGCGAAGUGUGUAAUUGCAGCACAUUUAUUUGAAAUGAGUUUUACAUGCCUACUAAUGCCAGUUGAAGGACUAAGGUGACAUCUAAAUGACCUUACCUUUCUCACACCAACUACAACUUGGUCUAGCAGUCGCAUGCUCCCUUCUUAUUACAGCAAAGAAGUACAGUCAGUCUGUAAAUCUCAUAUAACUUUAAACACUUGCCAUUUGAUCAGUUUAUUAAAGAAUUUCAGUGUUAAAAAGGCUCAGCAAUAUAGUGUAAACCCAAAGCCAGCCUUCAUUAAACCUGCCUGUUGGCACAGAGAAGUCAGACAUAACCAAUGCACUUUGUACAUUCUCCUUAACUAUCUGCUAAGAAAGUGUGUCCUCACCAGUGUUUGCGUUGAAGCCGAGCAAUUUUACGUCAUUUUUAUCUAUGGUCUUUACAUCGAGAUCUCGCCAUAUUUCAAAAACAAAUAUAUACAGUAUAUGUAUAUACAUAUUUAUAUAUAUUAUAAUACAUAAUAUAUAUGGCUCCUUGUUGUCUCUGUUUUUGGUUUUUGAAGAUACUGACAGAAUCGUGUACUGUACCACACUUUGGGUAAUUGCUGUAUAAUUGCUGAGUAGUAUUGUAGCUGCUUGUGUAAAAAUGACGCUGACCAUCUUGCAAUCUGCUGAUACGCUUUUGGCCAAAGAUAGCAGAUUAGUCCAGAGCUGUAGAAAUGGGAGCUUAUCCCUGUCAGGCUAAAGCUCUUCAUUCCACAAAAGUUUUUUUCUGUAUGUACAUAUUUAUUCAGUUUUUUAGUUCUAAAUAUUAAGUAAAACAGGCAGCUAAUAAACAACGAAGCAUCAUUUUCUAGGUUUUAUCAGAGUGUUUUAAUGUUGUGCUGGCAAGUGUUUUUUUUUUCUUUGUAUUUUUCUUUUGUUUUUUUUUUUUAAACCGUACUGCUGCAUAUUGAAAGUUGGAGUAUUUGUGCAAUUUAUCUAAUACAGUGGCAGGCCUAGCUGCUGCCUUCUUCUAAAUAAUUUGUAAAAUGUAUUUUGUAGAGAAAAAUGCACUAAGCAGACCCUCACUCACUGAGCGGCCUGGGCAGUGGUCCUCGAGCGCUCAGGAGAAGGACCCAGUUUCUAUUCUCUGGAAGUGGCACUGUUUUGACGAUUUGGUAACAAUGCCUGAGGAAUACUAUAGCUUUACUUCAUUGCACUGUUGGAAGACUGGUUUUUACAGAUCCAGUGACCACAAUACUUCAUCCACGUCCUCAGCUCAGUGAUGGUUUUAACAGCCCACCUUUGUUAGCGUUGUACCUCUGUGACAGAGCGAGACUGUCAUCUGCCUGCUAUUGCACCUUCCACUCUAAUGAUCUACAGAGCUGAUUAUUGUAAAUUUCUUUUAAUAACAUUAUGGAAAAGUGAGUUUUAUUUGUUUACAUACUGUUUACAAUGGCACAGUUUUAUUUUUAAUAUUAUAUAAAAACAAAUAUAUAUAUAUAUAUAUAUACAUACAAUAUUUGGGUAUUUAUUGCAUACAGUUUAAUAUAAAAUGUUUUCAUGUGUUUUCACCUUUGGAAUAUAAUGUUACUUUUACUUGUAAAAAUAUUUGGGUGACUUUGUUAAUGUAGUUAGUAAUUUUUAUGACUACUAAGUGACCAUUUUCUGUGCCUUUUAUUGUAGAAUGCAUGAUUCUUACCUAUUUAUUACUGUAUGGAAGUCACUGAGAUGUGUAUUUUUGUAUUCUGCUGGGAUCAGUGGUUCAGUUUUGUUGUACAUUUUAAGAUGCCUAUACACACACACACACACACACCCAGUAAUAAAAAAAAGAUCUUCCUAUUAAAUAAAAUUGAAUGCAAUCAC
Erpetoichthys calabaricus (reedfish) is the source of this 13556-nucleotide messenger RNA. RefSeq names its product diacylglycerol kinase, eta (gene dgkh). The transcript has 31 exons. Bases 324 to 4100 code for a protein of 1258 amino acids. Gene Ontology annotation, molecular function: protein binding; ATP-dependent diacylglycerol kinase activity. Lineage: Eukaryota; Metazoa; Chordata; Cladistia; Polypteriformes; Polypteridae. The record is from RefSeq and is a predicted model, not a curated record. Gene Ontology annotation, biological process: intracellular signal transduction; lipid phosphorylation; diacylglycerol metabolic process.